This is a messenger RNA of Marasmius oreades (fairy-ring Marasmius), 306 nucleotides long. RefSeq lists its product as uncharacterized. Gene Ontology annotation, biological process: DNA synthesis involved in DNA repair; DNA-templated DNA replication. The transcript has 3 exons. The record is from RefSeq and is a predicted model, not a curated record. Lineage: Eukaryota; Fungi; Basidiomycota; Agaricomycetes; Agaricales; Marasmiaceae. Gene Ontology annotation, cellular component: delta DNA polymerase complex. Gene Ontology annotation, molecular function: DNA-directed DNA polymerase activity. The coding region runs from base 1 to 306 and encodes 101 amino acids.
AUGACUCAGAACGACCCACCAAUGUCGUUUACGAAGACCGACCUUAAAGUAGCACAGGUCAUCGCCAAGGAAAAUGAAAGAAUAAAGGACGAGCAACAAACCCUUCGUGAAUUUGAUCUCAAUGGAAAGUGGGGCCCGGCUGUUGGAUUGACAAGACUAGAACGAUGGAAACGGGCGAUCGACCUAGGGUUGUCCCCUCCGAAGAAUGUUUAUCAUUUACUCGUCGACAACAACGGCAACGAGCUUGAAGCGGUGGCAACAAAUGUACUUGACGAAGCACUACAGAGCAUCAGUGCUAGAAAGUGA